CAGGAGAACCACAACAGGUCAUGCGAUCUUUGGAAUGCAGUCAGUGGGUGCAUGCUCUGCCCGGGUCAAAGGUUGCUCGCUGUACCAAAUGCAGUGCUUUACGCUCUGCAGUAAAGCAGGCCCGCUGGAGGCGUGACAAAAUGAAGCGUGCAUCAGGUGACAGCCCUCAGAUCCCUGCAAAAAGAAAAAGAUGGGACUAUAUGAGUGACCAAGAGAAGAGGCAAAAGUACAACACCGAACAAACGAGACGAACAAAAGCAGAGAGUAAAACAGACUACUACAAAGGAAAGUACGACAGUCUGAAAGAGUCUAUACAGCUCACAAAGGAAGACCAUAAGGACAUGACCGACAUAUUCAACAACAUAGACAGUGAUGUGACCAAGCUGUUCCCUAAUGAUCCCAGAAAGAGGCUCCUGUGGACAAUUCAGCGAGACCAUGUGCAAAACAAGAGGAAUCAAUGGAAUGCAGAAUUCUUGGACGUCUGUCUACAACUAUGGCAACGGAGCAAGCAAGGAUACGCAGACCUCCGGGACAGUGGGUUUCUGAAGCUGCCGUCAGAGAGACUCCUGCGGUACAAGAAAAACAAGGUGAAUCAGAGGCCUGGUCUACAUGCAGAAGUUAUGCAGUGGAUGGACGAUGAGGCAAGACAGCAAGGUGUGACUGAAAGAGGGCGACAUGGCUUCAUAGUCUUCGACGAAAUAAAAAUACAGGGAAGCAUCCAGCUCCGCCGGGUGGGCGAUCAAUUUGAAAUAGCUGGCCUUGUCGACCUGGGGGACUUCUACCACAGCAUGCGGUCCCUUCAGACAGCAGGGGACCAAAAGGCUGAGAUGGCCACACAUGUGUGCCAGCUGGCAUUUAAAGGGUGUGAAGGAUUCUUCUUCCCGUUUGCUUGGUUCCCAACCACAGAAAUCGCACCGAUAAGUAUUUUCCACUGCCACUGGGACAGUGUUUUCUAUCUAAAACAGUUCAAAUUCUAUUCACGUGCUUGCUUAUGUGACGGGGGCCAAGCAAAUCGAGAUUUUAUCCUUGCACACUUCAAGUCCAGUGAUGAUGCCAUUACCAACCACUUCACAAUCAACAACAUGUAUGGAGAUAGCAGCUAUGCCUUCAUCAUGGAUCCACCCCACAUCAAAAAACUGAGAAACAACCUGGAAAAAAGUACAAUGACAGGAACAGCGAGAAGCUUCAAGGUGGGAGGGAAGCACAUCCUUUGGUCACACUUGAAAGAAUCUUACCUUCAUGACAAAACAAAUGCCAGGGCACCAGUGACAUCCUCCAAAAUCAAGGAUGGCCAUUUUCAGCUCACCCCAGCAACACGGAUGCGUAACCACCUCGCAGCAGAUGUAUUCAGCAAUGACAUGCUUGAACUGUUGGACAAUUACCAGGAAUUCAAGAAAGACCAGAAGGGGGAUCUGGACUCCAUGAGCAAAACAAGAGAAUACCUGGUUGCAGGCAAUGUGUUUGUCAGAACGUUUGCCAACACCAAACCAAUAAGGACAAUGGAUGACCCCAGGCUAGUGCAACUAGAUGGAGCCCUGCAAUGGUUCCUGGAUUGGAAUCAGGAAGUAAAGGAAAGUGUCAAUGUAACAGCAAAGGAGAGAAAUAAAUCAUAUAUAUCUGACAAACUACACUUUGACCUAUGUUCCAUGGUGCUUGGUUUUAAGUCAUAUGUCCACACCAUGACAACCCAGUUUCCAGGGACAGGGCUAGUGUCUGCCCAUACCAACCAGGAUGCCUUGGAAAAUAUGUUCGUUUGUGUCCGUGCAUCAAAUGGAAGUAACACCAACCCCACCAUUCUGCAGUAUGGUCCAUCUGUGAAUGGAUAUAUCCACUGCCGUUCUUUCAAAGUCCGAAAUGGAAAUGCAUCUAGAAAGUACUGAUCCAUUUCUGGGGUUAAAUUAUCCAUGUCAAGUAACACCUUCAUACUAGGUUGUAUUCAGAUACAAAAUAUGUCACAUGAAAUGGACUUUAAAUACAACCUGUGAUACAAUCUUAACAUAAUAUAAAACCUUUGGUGUAUGUUAUUUAGUGUGACUAAAGCCAGACAACUUUGAUUGCAUCAUAUUGUUUCCUUCCUGUUGAUUUCUUUGGUAUGUACUGACAACAAUUUGGAUGUUGCACAUGUACUACCAUGUAGAACUCUUGUUAAAAAUAGCCCUCUAGAUACAUGUAGCAUGUACAAUGCACUAAAAUGGGCAAAACUUAACUCUAAACUUCUUAUAGCUGUGUGUACAUAUACAUUGUACUAAUUUUGGAAAGGGCGGUGUUUCCAAAACAUAUAUUGACACCAGUGUUCUAGCCAGCGUCCAUCUUUCUGUCAUAAUCUUGCUGCUCAUGAAAGACUAAAAUUUGGCCCAAUCCAUCAUAGUUGAUGGACAAAAAUUGGAAUGUAAGGAUACGUCAUGGCACAAUGCUCCAUGCCUUUGGCUCGACAUGAUGUUACAUGUGACAACAAAAAAUUUCAGGCUGGCUAAAACACUGAUGCACACAUUUACAUGUAUAUUACAGUGAUUUGUUUUAGUCUUCAAUUGAACAUAUAUAAUAACGUAUUUAUUUAUCAUUCUGGAUUGUUUCUUUUCUUGAAUGAAGUAUGCCAUCUUUUUAUUUGAGAGGACUGUACCCCAAACUGAUCUGCUCUUGUUUGGUGCAGAUGAACUGGGUUACCAUUCACAUGGUCAUCCCUCAAAAUUCGGAUUUGGUCCUCAGUGGGACAAAACCUCCGAGCCCGCUGUCGAACAGUCUCUCUGCCCUGUGUGCUUUCAGUAGCUGAGUUGUUUAAGUUAUUAUCAACUGAGGUGGCUCCCACAGGUGGAUGAUCCUCUGGUGGUGUUACUUGUAUGUUCUGUACUUGUGGAACCUUGCCUUUUUUGAGAUCCUCAAGGUUCUUUGAUGUGAGACGAUGUGAAUAAACCAUGCUGUCAUUUGAUUUCAGUACUUCA
Molecule: messenger RNA, 2939 nt
Organism: Branchiostoma belcheri (Belcher's lancelet)
Lineage: Eukaryota; Metazoa; Chordata; Leptocardii; Amphioxiformes; Branchiostomatidae
Exons: 8
Coding region: 21-1880 (619 amino acids)
Source: RefSeq, a predicted model, not a curated record